This is a messenger RNA of Carcharodon carcharias (great white shark), 3729 nucleotides long. RefSeq names its product zinc finger protein 385C (gene znf385c). Gene Ontology annotation, molecular function: zinc ion binding; nucleic acid binding. Gene Ontology annotation, cellular component: nucleus. The record is from RefSeq and is a predicted model, not a curated record. The transcript is spliced from 8 exons. NCBI's taxonomy places the organism in Eukaryota, Metazoa, Chordata, Chondrichthyes, Lamniformes, Lamnidae. Bases 161 to 1411 code for a protein of 416 amino acids.
AAAAAAAAGCACUGGAGCGCUGAGUUUUAAGGUGUAACUGUAGCGUUUGGAAUUAAGUUGGCCGGGAGAGAGGUAUUCUUUUCAAGGAGGUCUUUGUUUUGGCGGAUUUCCCAGCAUUUGAAGAAGGAGCAGGAUUCCAACAACUUCAGCGUAUGAAAAAAUGCUGCUCGGUUCCACAGGCCAAAACAGUAGUGUUUUAGCAUCCCUGCAGCUGCAAGGAAGAGCCAUGCAGCCAGCUCUCGAUAUGAAACACUUACUACCCUUUCGACUAAACACCCCCUCCCCCGUUGGAUUAUUUCCCAACUUCAACACAAUGGAUCCGGUGCAAAAGGCAGUAAUAAAUCACACAUUCGGCGUUACAUUACCACCAAAAAAGAAGCAAGUAAUCUCUUGCAACGUCUGCCACCUGAGGUUCAACUCGGAGAACCAGGCUGAGGCACACUACAAGGGUCACAAACAUGCCCGAAAGCUUAAGGCACUGGAAGCCCUGAAAAAUAAGCAAAAAGCUGCAGCAUCCAAGGAGGAAGACAUGGCACAAUCCAUUCACAACCCUGACGAUACCAUGAGUGAUCCAGAGAAAACAGAGGAUUUUCCUACCACACCAACAGGUGAGAAAACAAAAGGUAAUUCUACCUCACUGGUUCACGUAUCAAAAGUGUUUAUGAUGGAAUCUGCUGGCACCAAGACAUCCGCCACGUUUUCCUGUUCAGAAGCCACUAAUGGCAGGUCAGAGGAUGACAUUGCAACCUCGGUUGUACACACCGCGGAGAUCAUGAGAAGUGAGGGCACCGACAGCGUUAGCUCAGCCCCUGAAAGUGAGAAAGAGGGAGAGAAAAUGAAACAGCAGCUCUACUGCGCGGUUUGCAAAGUGACUGUGAACUCCGUAUCGCAACUCGAGGCACACAACAAUGGGUCCAAGCAUAAGUCAAUGCUCCAGGGGCAGAACAGCCACAGCAGAAGAAGCAGACUCAGAAUCUUCCCACGGACUUUGUACAAAACCAAACGCAUUGGUAACAAAGGGAGCAUCGGCCUGCAAAGCAAGGCUUUUCACUGUAACAUCUGUGAAAUAUAUGUCAACUCUGAAACACAACUCAAACAGCAUAUGACUAGUAGAAGACAUAAGGAGAGGCUUACAGGAAAGCCAUCUAAGCCCAAGUACAGUCCAUAUACCAAGCUUCAACAGACUGCGGUGUUGGCGACAAAGAUGGCUUUUCAGAAGCAUCUCACAAAACCAUUGGCAACUGGUUUCUUACCAAAUCCUCUAACAGCAGCUGCAGUCUGCGCUAUGCCAAACCUCGCCCUUCGACCGACCACACUCUUCCAGACACCAUUUCUUGGACCAGCUUUCUUCAGAGCCACUCCAGGUCCUUUGAGGGCGACACAUACACCAUUUCUUUUUGCACCAUAUUGACUUCAGGGUUCAAAUCAUUACAGACAUUUUGGAAAAUAAAAGGGAACUAUGCAGUCAUAAAUGUGAACGUUAUAAGUUAUGCAUGGCAGAACUCUGCCUCCUUGCUUUAACAUCUAUAAUCAGCAGUUUUAUACUGCAAAUAUAUUUAGAUGAACUUCAUAUUAAGAAAAUAUGGUUUCAGUUACAAAGACAAUUACAGAACUGAUGUAGAUGUGCGUAGAUUUCUGGUAGAACCAUGGGUUACCAGUCUAUUUUGCACAAUAUUUUUGUGAGUUCUUUAACAUGUGUCAGUCAUUAGUAAAGGUAUUCUGUGUGAGGGCGUUUUUUUUUUAUAUAGUAAAAGAAACAAAAAUCUGAAAAAAGAACACUUUGAAGAAAAAUGAUUUUGAAACCAGAAUGGUUGAUGAAAAAUCAAUAGCACAUCACAGGACAUGCUGCUGUCCAUGAAAAGAAGCAUGAAUCCAUAGCACAUGUGUGGCCCUAGUUCAAUUGCCUCAGCUGUGUUGCUAACAUGGAGGAAAUGAAAUGUCACCUCCAUUUCAGCUAGGAGUACUUUUUCGAUGUAGAAGUUCAGGAGGCAACUUGAAUGCAAUGCCAAGAAGUCCAGUAUUACAACUGAAUUUCCUGUACUUGACCAUCAUCAUCAGUUAUCAUCGUCCAUCAUACUGAGAGCUCCACAAAUGUCAAGCCCAUGUUUAAAGGCUGGUUAUGGAUGGAUCAGAAUAUUAUCUGAAAUCCUUCAGGCAAUAGCCAAUUUGAUGAUAAUUGGAAUAAUGAGCACACUGUCUAUGUGUACUGAGCUUAUUGCUAAGUGCUUUUGGAGAUCUAACAAGAAAAUAAUGGUGAAAGGCAAUAUCAGAUAACCAUAUAUGUUCAAACAAUUCAGAUUGAUAGGUUACCACCAUUUUUAAUAAAUUAUAUUUAAAACAUCUUGAUAACAUUCAAAGUGAAUUAUUUGCUUAAGACAUUAAUUUAAGGUUUAUGUCACACAGGCCAUUUAGUUUUCUGGCAAAGUUCAGAGUUUAUGUUUUAAUGUUCAAAAACUUGCCUCAUAGAGGCACAUUUUAUACUUAUGGGUGCCAGCAUUUUGAGCAGCUUUGAGAUUUAGCAAAACACAUCGGAUAAUAAAUUGUAUUUACAGCACAGUGGCAGUUGUGUAAGUAAAUCCAAAUUAAGUCUGAAUCAAAUUAUUUUCAGUUAGACCAAAAGUCAUUAUUUGGUAUUCACUGUCUUACCUCAAAUAGUUUCAUUUAUUUGAGGUUUAGAAUUUGAUUUAGGCAUUCCACGUAAGCAGUAAGGCUAUCAAGGGUUUAGCAUAUGCAUUUUGCCAAAGGAAGUAACUUUUUAUUUGUCUAACAUGGUCUUCCAACCAUACCAGUUUCUCCAUUAGAAGUGUUGACUCACUGGGAGCAGCUGCUAUUCUGUUUGGCUUAACAAUAUGAAAAUGUCACAGAAUUCCGUAGGCCUCUGAAGUUACGGAACUACCUACAUCCCAUUUACCUACUCCAUUUUGCUUGGCUUAGGACUGAAGCUCAGCAGAGAAAGUAGCUUAUAAAUACUUCCAUAGAAAUUAUUGUACUGUUUUGCUAUGUAGUUUAUAUAGGCUGGGAUAUUGGCCUUACUAAGGUUAGUUUUGCAAAGUAAUUUUUCUGAUGGCCUCCUCUGUUAAUAUUCUGCAAUGAUCAUUUUGUUACCCCUAUAUAAAUAUGCUAUAAAACGGAACUGACCAUUAGUUUCAUAUAGAAGCUAAUUGGUUUCAUAGUACUCAUUGUUGUAAUGUUGCAUUUGUGUGAAGCAUACAAAAGGAACUAUGUGUCUAAUAAGUGGUCUGAGCGCUAUCCCAUUAGUUUUUAUAUUUUCUCUUCAGUUGUUUUAAGAAAACGCCCUUCCACAGCUCCAGAUUUACCUGCAGCUUUCUUAUUGUGAGAUUGAAACAAACACUGUGAAUAUCAUCCUCAUCAUCUCAGACUUCCCACUGUGAAUAUCAUUUUACCAAAAACUUCAAAAUGUCAUCGUUCAAUGGGUCAUAGUUCUUGUGUCUGUAUGUUGUUAACUAUUUGGAGUCAUGUGAGCGCGUACCUCCAUUUGGUUAGAGAACAAUCCAGGAUUGCGGAUAAAUCCUGUAGUGUUCUCUUUGGGCUGUCACUUCUGUGAAAUUUGAAAUAUAGAGUAACUGUUGAGAAGUAUUUUGAUAAUAGCUAUUUUUCUGUCAAUGCCGGCUGCCACCAGUCCAUCAAUCCCCUGGAAAGGGUCUCGUCAUAGAGAUGAGUGAACACUUGGAUGAAAAUGUAAUAUUUCAAGUUUAAUAAAUCAAAUGC